Brassica rapa (field mustard) is the source of this 817-nucleotide messenger RNA. RefSeq lists its product as uncharacterized. The record is from RefSeq and is a predicted model, not a curated record. NCBI's taxonomy places the organism in Eukaryota, Viridiplantae, Streptophyta, Magnoliopsida, Brassicales, Brassicaceae.
UGGCUCCGCCACUUCCAUCUGUCUUUGCUAGAGACAGACAGAACAAACAAAACGAAGAGAUGAGAGGGAAUGCAUCCUUAGUAACAUUAAACCACAAGAUUCUCGGGCCAUGUAGGAAACUCCUCAUCAGAAUCACCAAGAGCUGUCCUCGGCGCCAUAACCGGCAUUUGAAACUCAAGAAAGCUUCUUCUUCUUAUACUACUAAUUCAGGGAACAAGGUCACCAAAGCGGUGGCUUUGUUCUUUCGCACUUUCCAUAAGAAGAAGCAGAAGAAAGAGAAAAUGAAGCGGCUUAACGAACUAAGGAGCUUCUCGCACGCUGUCAGCGACCAGCAGAAGAAGACUCAAACCAAGAAGAAAGUUUUCCCGUCAAGACUCACAAUGUCUUGGCUAGGUCAAGGGGAAGGGAACAACACGCAAGAAGUCCCGCAAGAUUAUGAUCCACGUAGAGACAGCACAAGCGGAUUCAUUCCUGGAUUUUUUCAAAUUUAUUUAACUCAAAUCGGUUAUGUGUUGGACAUUAAUUUCUUUGCUUUCUCGAUGUACAGUUAUUGACAUUGAGACCUUUUUUUUUUUUACUCAAAUUGAAAUCAUUCAUAAUCGAAUUACCGGUAUUCAUACACAAGCUGGCGGCAAAACGAAAUAGCCCCAGAACCAAAAGCCCAUAAGAAGCGGCGGCUAAAACCCACACUGGAGCGACUAAAACCCACACUCGGGUGACUUGAAACAAACACAAACCAUAAAAACUAAAUCAACACUAGCCACGUUAACAUCCACGCAAAAAAACAUCAGAUAACUUAGCAAUUUUUAAAACAGAG